AUGAACUCCAUCAAGGAGAUCCAACGGAUCAACGAGCAAGAGCUCGCCCUUGGCGUCAAGGGCUCGUGGCACGACGAUUUCAAAGACUCAGCCUACGUCUUCGUCGGCGGCAUACAUCCCGACCUGACCGAUGGAGACGUGAUCAAAAUCCUCUCCCAAUUCGGUGAGGUCUGGGAUAUCAACAUGCCGCGCGACAAGGAGAGCGGCAGGCAUCGCGGCUUCGGGUACGUCAUGUACGAGGACCAGCGCAGCACAGUUCUGGCCAUAGACAACUUGAACGGUGCAGAGGUUCUGGGUCGCACGCUGCGAGUCGACCAUGCGCGCUACAAACAGCAGGGGAAGCGAAACGCGGAGGGCGACUAUGAAGAGCCCGAGGAAGCGAGUUAUAAUGCUCGUCCGCCAGACAUUGAGGAAUCCUCUAGCGAAGAAGAGGAGGAAAAGGAGGAGGAGGAUGACGGACUCGAUUCUGAUGAUCCCAUGACGGCGCUUAUCCGGCAGGAGAAGGCCAAGGCUACCGGAAAGGAGGAACGGCGCGCCGCCAAGGCCAAGCGUAAGGAGGAGCGGGCGAAAAAACGCGAGGUGCGGGACAAGCGGCGCGACAAGGAGCUCCGGCGAUACAGGGAUGAGAGUAGGGACAGGAAGCGCGAGCGCUCGCCGCGUCGCCUUGAGGGUCGCGAUCGCCGAGACCGUGAGGACAAGAACGAGCACAGUGAGAGGGAGGGCGCGCGUGGACGGGAGUCGCCGCGGAUGUCUACCCGAGAGCGCUCGCCGCGUCGCGAUAAUCGGGAACGUGACCGUGAGUCUGCACCUCGACCCGACAACGGCGGUCGUGAGCGUGCGGCGCCCCUGCGUGAUGAGCGUGAGCGUGAGCGUUCUGCUCGGCGCGACGACGAUAGGGAACGACCCGCGCCUCGACGCGAUGACCGGGAACGUGAACGAUUCCCUCCUCGCCGUGAGGAGCGUGAGCGUGAGCGCGAGCGGUCGCUCAGGCGCGAUGACCGCGAUCGUGAACGUGCCCGCGACGACCGUUCGCCUUACAAGCGCGACGAUCGUGAGAGGGACCGCGAGGAAAGGCGAAGGGAUGAUCGCCGGGAUGACCGCGACAGGAAUCGCGAACGGGAUGACCGUCGUUACGAGCGUGAGGAGCGCCGUCGGUAG
Messenger RNA from Cutaneotrichosporon cavernicola, 1158 nucleotides. RefSeq lists its product as uncharacterized. Gene Ontology annotation, molecular function: RNA binding. Gene Ontology annotation, biological process: mRNA splicing, via spliceosome. The record is from RefSeq and is a predicted model, not a curated record. Gene Ontology annotation, cellular component: catalytic step 2 spliceosome; U2 snRNP; precatalytic spliceosome. The coding region runs from base 1 to 1158 and encodes 385 amino acids. Lineage: Eukaryota; Fungi; Basidiomycota; Tremellomycetes; Trichosporonales; Trichosporonaceae. The transcript is spliced from 4 exons.